Musca domestica (house fly) is the source of this 798-nucleotide messenger RNA. Its product is annotated as protein PBDC1-like. The record is from RefSeq and is a predicted model, not a curated record. Gene Ontology annotation, cellular component: cytoplasm. NCBI's taxonomy places the organism in Eukaryota, Metazoa, Arthropoda, Insecta, Diptera, Muscidae.
AAUAUCGAUGACCGCACCAUUCGAUAUGCUGCUAUCGUUCGGUUGUCAGCUCUAACAGUUGAUGGGGUUUGUUCGUAUUUGUUGCGUUGUUUUCACGUGGACCAAGAGAACAUUCAUUAAAAAAAUCUUCAAUAAUGGCUGAACUAAUGCACGGAGCGUCUUUAUUAUCGAGGCCAGCCGAUGAGUUCGGAAAUGAUGGUCUGGUGGAGGAGAUGUGGGCAGUCAAGGCUAUGGAUCAUGCCGAAGUCCAUUUUAAUUUGAUAACUAGUGUUCACCCAUCCUGUCUCAGACUAACGCCCUACGAUGAUCAGAUCUACCAAACUUUUCGCCGAUUUCCAGAUUUGAAAGUCGACAUACUUUCUGAUGACAUUUUAAAAUCACCUGAAGCUAAAUUGGCUUGGCGUAACUUUGCCGAAAAAUUCAACAAACUAGAAGACUACUCUUACGGAACCUUAAUGCGGCGCCGAUGCAUCAAAGAAUUUUCCCCUGAAAAUUCCCUACUUGUAGUUCGCAUCCAAUUCUUGGCCAUUGAAAUCGCCCGCAAUAUCGAAGGUUACAAUGAUGAGGUGUAUCGUAAAUUUAGACCUGCCCCCAAAACACUGCUGACAAGUGAAAACAAUGGAAGCCAACAGCAGGAAGUUUCUCAAUGAAUAUAAUGCCACCAUUAAUGUUAGCUUCGAAAUAAGGAUAUUUUUACAAGAAAUAUUUAUGUAGCUUUUUAGACACCUGUAUAAUUUAAGUAAUACUUAUUAAAUUAAAAUGUAUGUUUCGGAUCAUCCCAACAUGAAAACAAUAGUA